CUUGAUGGACCAUUUAAUAGAGGCCCUCGUCCAAGUCCACAUCCCAGUCACCCAAGCUUUUCAAGUUUCCUAGAUCCCAUCAUUAUGGCAAUUAAGUUGGUAGCCCUUUUGACCAUCGGCCUGGCCAUCUUGGCCCUCAGCGAAGCCCGUCAUGUCAGUGGUCACCGCAGGCAGCACUUCGAGCAGCGGGCGCUCAUAGCCAAGCCCCACAGUGGCCCCCAGGGACGCGUCUUCCCCGGCGCGGUGGCCAUCAAGAAGCUGGUGCUGCUCAAGUUCAAGAAGAUCGUGCCCAUCUCCCUCAUCCUGCUGAAGUCGAGCAACGAGAACGAGGCCGAGCUGGUGCCCGUCUACCCCACCGAUCAGAUUCCCGAGAACGUGCAGUUCAUCCCCACGCCCAACGGCAUCUCGGGCCACAAGGACGUCCAGGCCAUCGCCAUUCCCGCCGAGCUGCACGACCAGCUGCAGAUCAACGGCCUCUCCAACCUGGAGAACAUCGAGGCCCUGCUCCAGAGCAGCUCCAUCUCCUCCGCCGACAACGAGGGCGAGGCGCCCGUGGGCAACAGCAUUGCGGUGGCCCAGCCCGAGGAUCUGGUCCUCGAGCAGCCGGAGAACGACGAGGAUCAGCUGCUGGAUGGAGCUUCCGCCGCCCCAGCCGCUCCAGUCGCCGCUUCUCCCGCCGCCCUGCGCCGCCUGUCCGCCGACGAGCUGCUCCGCUCCGGCGUCCGCAACUCCGCCCAGCAGCAGCAGACCAGCGUGGAGGAGAUCCCCCUGCUCCUGUACUCCGCCAACGAGGGCUCCUCCUCGGGACUCUCGGCCGGCAUCUCGGGACGCCGCUUCGUGGCCGCCGCCCCGGCGCAGCGUCGUCGCCAGCAGUUCUACAACUAAAUCUAACUUAAAACUUAACUUAAACUUAACUUAACUUAAUCUGUCCCCUUCCGCACUCCACACUCCUCCUCUCGAUGGCUGUCACACGGGCUUCACUGUACCUACCUACCACUACCACUGGCUAUUCAUUUUUUUUUUAGACUGAACUGAAUAUAAAUUAACGUUAUGAGCGAAAUGACAAAA
This is a messenger RNA of Drosophila takahashii, 1068 nucleotides long. RefSeq lists its product as uncharacterized. The record is from RefSeq and is a predicted model, not a curated record. NCBI's taxonomy places the organism in Eukaryota, Metazoa, Arthropoda, Insecta, Diptera, Drosophilidae.